Messenger RNA from Pungitius pungitius (ninespine stickleback), 2569 nucleotides. It is a transcript of the gene nkx2.2a, whose product is annotated as NK2 homeobox 2a. Gene Ontology annotation, molecular function: RNA polymerase II cis-regulatory region sequence-specific DNA binding; DNA-binding transcription factor activity, RNA polymerase II-specific. The record is from RefSeq and is a predicted model, not a curated record. Gene Ontology annotation, cellular component: nucleus. Gene Ontology annotation, biological process: regulation of transcription by RNA polymerase II; cell differentiation. Bases 1014 to 2054 code for a protein of 346 amino acids. Lineage: Eukaryota; Metazoa; Chordata; Actinopteri; Perciformes; Gasterosteidae. The transcript is spliced from 2 exons.
GAAAGAGCAAGAUUGAGCACUUUACAGGGGAAGGAUGGGGGGGUCCACACACGCAGAAAACAAAUAUUAGGAUGCGCUGCCAUGAUAAAACUGUGGAGAUUUAUUGAAGAAAGACAGAAUUAUUUUUCCAACAGGAUGAUGAGUUUAUGCAUAAAUGUGUAUCCAGAGAGUACGAAAACACUGCUUAAGGCCUAUUGUUCUCCUCUUAUAAACCGGCAGUUGCCUGCUAUUUAACGCAGUUCAAUGAUGUAUUAAUUAUUAUUUUUUUUAUUAUAGCUCGUAUGAUUAGUGUUGUCGUUGUUGGCUGUCAUCAUCGGACAGGCCUAUACUGCCUUAAAUACCUGAUUAGCGAUUUCAAACAAACAGAGUCCUGCUUCAGUUUCAACACAAGCCUCUUGUCCUUAAGCCUUGGCAAAAAUAUUGACACAAAAGGUUUACAUAAAUUAACCCCGAAUAUUUGAACAAUAGCCGCUGUUCCCCGUGGUUCCCAUCGCAAAACGACAACUAAAAACAAGAAGAAAAAAAACAGAUAGGUUUUUUAAAAAUGUAUUAAUGUUUUUGUGAUGAAAGUAAAAUACAAAAGCUUCAGUGCGAGAAAUUUGUUAAAAUGAGCUUUUAAAGUAUUGUGAGCAUAAAGCUACUUGGAGGUUCUUUGUAUGUAAAUAGGGUGUAAAAAAGGCCCUCCCCGUCUUUGUAAUUAAUUGACACGUUACACCACUCAUCAUGCUCUGAAGCACCAAUGGUAGAGGCUCGGAUCUCCCCAAAACCCACAAUUUCACAUCUGCAAACACUGUCUUCAUCCACUUGACUCCUAAGACCCGCCCACACGUGGCCAACCUUUCGCGUGUUUUAAUGCUUUUUUCACUGCAGGUUCAUGUGUUGAGACCAACCUUAUAUGGACCGAUCGGACAAGGUAAUGGCUUAUUUCACUCUAGCGCCCAGCAGUAGCACAGUAUCCAUGAGCCGCACAUAGCACUUCAGCCACUUUGGCAUUCUUCCUGGACUUACACUGAAUGCGCGGCUACUUGCUCAGGCAAUGGUUAUCCACAGUGGCUGCUCCGACUGUACUUCAGCGUAGGGCGACUCUCACUCAUCCGAUUUUUUUUCCUGAAACGUCGCCUCUUCCUUUUUUUUUCUUCUUUCCAAACAGCGGAUUGUCCCACGAGCUGGUGCGGCAACUUUUCCCUGCAUAUUCCCCCCCCCACCCGAAUAUGUCGUUGACCAACACAAAGACGGGCUUUUCUGUAAAGGACAUUUUGGACCUUCCCGACACGAAUGACGAAGACGGAUCUAUCACCGGCGCGGAGGAGGACACGGAGGGGUCGGAGACCACGUCCACGACAAAAACCACUGGAGUUUUGGUGCAAAGUCCGCCGGAAAACGUUCAAAAUCUGCCUUUAAAGAACCCCUUUUAUGACAGCAGUGAAAAUCCUUACACGCGAUGGCUUGCUACUACGGACAGCAUUCAGUAUUCAUUGUUUCUCCCGUUUCUUGCCGCAGUGCACGGUCUGUCCGCCAGCUCUCAGGACUCGGCCAAGUCCCCGGAGCCGUCCGCGGACGACGAGUCGCCGGACAACGACAAGGAAACUUCCAGCAGCGGCGGCAGCGACUCCGGCAAGAAGCGGAAAAGGAGGGUGUUGUUUUCCAAGGCGCAGACCUACGAGCUGGAGCGUCGCUUCCGGCAGCAGAGGUACCUGUCCGCCCCGGAGAGGGAGCACCUGGCCAGCCUGAUCCGCCUCACCCCGACCCAAGUGAAGAUCUGGUUCCAGAACCACCGGUAUAAGAUGAAGAGAGCCCGUGCCGAGAAAGGUAUGGAAGUGACCCAUCUCCCUUCUCCCAGGCGGGUGGCCGUGCCCGUCUUAGUCAGGGAUGGAAAGCCUUGUCACACUCUUAAAGCUCAGGACUUGGCGGCCACUUUUCAGGCCGGGAUCCCCUUCUCGGCUUAUAGUGCCCAGUCACUCCAACACAUGCAGUAUAACGCGCAGUACAGCGCCGCGGGCGCGCCACAGUUCCCAGCACAUCACUUGGUGCAAACGCAACAGUGGACUUGGUGAGAGAAAUUAUAGAGACUUGGCUUGGAGGCACGAUAGGGAGUUUCACCACAAAGCAAAGAGAAAGGAAAAAAAAACGAAAAAAAAACCCCACAAAAAAACAAAAAGACUUUUCAUUUUUGCAGCUUGACUCAUAUAUAUACUACCAUUUUUAUUCGGGGCUCAUGUGUGCGCCGUGUUUACAUGUUUUCGUUAAGAGAACUGGGUCCGAAUCUCUCCCUUAUAGAUUUUAUUAAGAAUGUCAAUGCUCUUCUUGUGAAUUUUUUGUAAAGUAUGUUGUGUGUUGGUUGUAGAGAUGUUUUCCUCUCCCCCCCCCUCCCCCCAUUGUCCCUUCGUGUUAUUAUCAGCACGUACGAACCACUUUAUAAUUAUAGAAAUUUUAAUUUCUUGCUUCUUUUAUGGACCGAAAAAAUAUUUAUGGCCAUGAAUAAACACUGGCAACUUUGCAGCUUUUUUCCUUUUGUUUUUAUUCCUUGUAAAUAUUUUGUGGCGAAAUGUUUGGCGAGCUCGAGAGCUUC